AUGUCGGGGCCCAACGGCGAGCCGCACGCGCCGGGGGACGGCGGCCGCGACAGCGACAGCGACGGCGACGGGGACGGGGACGGCUUCGGGGAGGAAGAAUAUGCAUCAAUAAACUCCAUGUUGGACCAGAUCAACUCCUGCCUGGAUCACCUGGAGGAGAAGAAUGACUACCUCCAUGCCUGCUUGAAAGAACUGCUGGAGUCAAACCGCCAGACCCGCCUGGAGUUCCAGCGGCAGAGUGCGCAGCAGGGGAGGGAAGCUGAUGCGCAGGGAGCACAGCCUCCCACCUAGAGUGCUGGCUGCCAGCCCACGAGUAGCAUUGCUGAGGGGACAGACUGGUCACCAAUUUAACGUCAAAUUUGAAUAGAAGAGGCACCUUCUGCCUGUUGCUUGUUCCUUCCUCUGGUUGUGUCCUGCUCUUCACCUCCAUGUUCUUUUCUUUAGCUGUGUGCUAGGUGCAGAAGCUCUCAGGUGGAUGCAGGAGAAUGGGGUCUGUUUGCUUCCCAGCAUGAGCUGGGCAGCAACUUGCUGGUUGUAGGAAAGCUGAUGCCAUGCAGGUUGUUGGCAGGCAGGCCUCUUCACAAAGAGGAAAACUGAUCUCUGCCCUUUUGUUAAAAGCAAGCAGGAAGUGUUAGGCUGUAGCCUCCUUGCUCCCAAAGCACAGUGGGCAGGAGCUGUCCUGACUCCAGGCUUGCUCCAAAGUGUAACUUGUGAGAGACUGGGAGAGGCAGGCCCUAGGGCAGCUCCUGCCUUAUAACUACAGCUUCCUUUUGUUCACAUCACCUGUGACGGACAAAACCUUGGCAGAUGCUCCCAGAUCACUGCAUGUGUCCCCUCCCCAGCAGUUAAGCUACCAUACGUCUGACCGCUGGAACUGGAAGCUGCCAUCAAGGAUGUGGAUGUUAGGCAGAGCAGCCAGGUCAGGGCCCAGCACAGAGCCAGGAGCCUGCCUGCGAGCACAGUGCUCCCUGUUCUGAAAGGAGAAGGCAGAACUGGAACUGGACAGGUCUGCAACUGUGAUCCCGUCAGGGUGUCCUGGUGCCAGCACUGUGAAGCAAGCCUUGCUGCUCUGCUUCUGUGUAAUUAAAAGGAGUUUUGUUGAAAGUUAAGGAAGUUGUAAGAAAGCCAAUUUAUUAAAAUUACUUUCAAAUAGAAUGUGUUGCUGAGAAUCCUGAGAACAGCCUGGAUUAAACCACGUGGCAUUACUGACACAGGAGCAAGGUGCAUGGCUCUCUCCUGGCACAGGGACAGCACUUGUCCAGCUG
Messenger RNA from Dryobates pubescens (Downy woodpecker), 1265 nucleotides. It is a transcript of the gene BBLN, whose product is annotated as bublin coiled coil protein. The record is from RefSeq and is a predicted model, not a curated record. The coding region runs from base 1 to 291 and encodes 96 amino acids. The transcript is spliced from 2 exons. Lineage: Eukaryota; Metazoa; Chordata; Aves; Piciformes; Picidae.